Molecule: messenger RNA, 1838 nt
Organism: Lactuca virosa
Lineage: Eukaryota; Viridiplantae; Streptophyta; Magnoliopsida; Asterales; Asteraceae
Source: the annotation of a GenBank genome assembly
AUGAACCCUAGAUCGGUCGUUGUUCUCUCACCCUGGACGGAACCGCCUGCUGCUGCUCGUGUCUCGAUUUUUGUGAUAAGGUUUGAAGGUAUGAGACAAGAAGUAGAAGAUGUUCCGGAGUUGAUGCAUCUUAUACAAUCACGGUUGGCGUAUGAAGAAGCAGGGCGCACGAGUGUGUUGUCCAAGUCAUGGCUUCACGCUUGGUCUACCAUCCCUAUCCUCAGAUUUGUUGUUCGACGACAAAAGAGCAUGAAGUUGGAGGACGUGGAUCGCACUCUCAUAAGGUAUCUCCGUGACGACAUACCGAUCGAAAGGUUUUUCCUUGUUAUCGACAUCGAGGACCAGGAGUCAGCUUCUCAUGCUGAAAAAUGGAUCGGGCCCAUCGCAACCAAAACCUGUCUUAGAGAGUUUGACCUCUCAAUCAAGCUUUUUGGUGCCUCGUUUACGUUGCCAGAUGAGAUACUCUCGGGUGAGAAUCUUAACCUAACCAAAAUAAAAGUUGAAGCUUCUAUGGCAUCUCGUUAUUCCUUUUGGAUGACAACCAGCCAACGUCCUGUGAUCAACUGUGUUUCCCUACGAGAACUUCACUUAGAGGGUGUGAGCAUAAGUGAAGAGGUACUCCAUGACUUAUUGUCGUCUUGUACCUUGCUUGAGAAGAUAGUGCUUAUAGAUUCUUGCAAAGGGUUCAAGACUCUCAAGGUUAAAGACCUUCCUCAUCUUUAUGAAUUACGAAUAGCUUUGGAUGCUGCAAGCUCUACUGCUUUGGAACUCAGUGAUGUCCCAAAUCUUGACGUGUUCAGCUGCGAUCUACAUAAUUUGCGACCAUUUAUGCCCCUUAUUCCAUUCAACGCCCAUUCAGUAUUCUUAGCAAGCAGUCUGACACAAUUAAGCUUAGAUGUUGUGAUACAGGACUACGAGUGUCUGGACAUGAUCAAAUCGGGACUUCCUUUUCUUGAUAGUUUGACACUUUUUAUGAGAUAUUGGAUGUUGGGAAGCUUCCAUUUCACAUGUGCUUCCAUCAGGAGGUUGUGCUUGAAGUCGUGCGAAAGCAGCCUUAUCGAUAUACAAGUACAUGCUCCAAAAUUACUUUUGUUCGAGUUCAGCGGCAACAUAUUGCCCAGUCUCUUAUUUCCAGUCUCGUCUCUCAAGCACACCAUGAUUACACUCUCACUCCACACUCCUGUUGAUGUUGAUUUUUUUCUUAAGAUGAGGGAAACACUCAUGUUAUCAUGCAAGUGCCGCCUUUCUAUAUUAACUGACUACUUCAAGGAGGUGGUGGAGGAGGAGGAGGAGGAGCUGCCUUUGGACAUCGACAUCGACAUCGAUGAACUAAGAAAAAGGCUCUUGUUUCCUCCUGCUAAGAACGUGCAACAACUCUCGUUUCAAACGGGACGCGAUGAAUGCAUGUGGGAACGAUCCCCCUUUUUUGAUGCAUUCUUUGAGAUUUGCCAUCCUGAGCACGUAUUUGCAAACUCAGACAUCCGCUUCAGAAACAAAAAUCAUUUUUGCAGGCUCAUGCUGAGGGAGGUCUUGGAGAAGAAGACCAAACCCGCAUAUUGGGCUCGUUACCUCAAACAUGUUCAAAUAAGAAGGAAUCGUUAUAAAAAAUGGAAAACCCUAACAAAUUCCCAGAGAAGCUUUCUAGAAAAUGGCUCCCUAAAUUUCAAACUAAAAUGGUGUUAACGAUCCUGCUGGGUCACCCAUUUCUUGUACUAUUGUUACAUGCUUUAGUUUUUGUUUUAUCCUGAGUGUUACAAACAUAUUUAAACAUUUUGAUUUGAAUAAUCGUAUAUUUGUAUUUGUAAUUAUAAUGGUUCAACUCUAUAGAUUACUGAUGG